This is a messenger RNA of Aphanomyces invadans, 1055 nucleotides long. RefSeq lists its product as hypothetical. NCBI's taxonomy places the organism in Eukaryota, Oomycota, Saprolegniomycetes, Saprolegniales, Verrucalvaceae. Bases 30 to 1034 code for a protein of 334 amino acids. The record is from RefSeq and is a predicted model, not a curated record. The transcript has a single exon.
AAGGGGAGUUUUGAGUUUGCCGUGGGGCGAUGGCGGCGGCGAUGGAGGACUACUCGCUCAUGUGGGCUCCUUCCACCGUCGACCAGCUUCGUGACAACCUCAUGCGUCUAGAGCAGAGGUGGAAGGCGAUGCGCCAACGGCAAACCAAGAAUCGCCCUGUGAGUGUGUCGCCAGCAAUGCGCCCGCCGUCCCCGCUCCAUCGCUCAUACUCCGAAGUUCACGUUGACUCAAAUGCCUACGCAACUCCCCCAUCCAGCAAAACACUCACCACGCGGUCGUCGUCUCCGGACCUCAUCGCACCGUCGUCCGCGUCGGAUGAUCAUCCGCCGUCUUCGUACUCGACGCCUUACAAAUCCCGAGGAAGUUACGAUCCGUACGACUCCCCCGUGAGCGUGUCCAGCUCGAGCUACCGUCCAAUGUCGGGCACGUCGCGUCUCCCCAUGGCACCUGCCCGUCGAGUUGCAGCCUUGACGCGUGAAAACGUGUCACGGCUCGCGCAGUACCCCCAUCAUCCUAUCGAUCUCGGCGGCGAUGGGGGGUCCGUGUGCAGUUCGAUGUCUGGUCGAAGUCGCAUGUCUGUCAAAACAGACGGCGGCGCGGUUUUCUCCCGCCUUUACCAGCCGAACCACCUUCAAGCACGCGACUUGCGUAUGGCCAUGCAUAAGGAGCGCCAGCAGCACGCCACAUGCCCAUUCAUGCCCACGACGAACGUAUAUCGGAACCGCACGCCGUCGGUCGCGUCCCGCGAUUCGUUUUGCAGUGGGAGUAGCUGCACCAGCGCCCGAACGGACAUCACGCAGGGGCUGUCCGCGUCCAGCCGCCUGUACGACCCAGACUACAUUCGAAAGCGCCACGCCAAGCUGGAGAAGUUGCGGCAGGAACGAGAGCUGCGCGAGUGUACGUUUACCCCAGCGGUCAACAAAAAUGCAAACGAGCGGCUGCUGAAUCAACGCGACAGCCCGUCGGGGACCGGGAGGACCUCCCCGGCAGCGUCCUCUACACCACGCGGUGGCAGUUCCCGCCGACUAAAAUGAUUUAUACCUUUUUACGUUCUC